This is a messenger RNA of Naegleria fowleri, 894 nucleotides long. RefSeq lists its product as uncharacterized. The record is from RefSeq and is a predicted model, not a curated record. Gene Ontology annotation, molecular function: protein binding. Bases 1 to 894 code for a protein of 297 amino acids. The transcript has a single exon. Lineage: Eukaryota; Heterolobosea; Eutetramitea; Acrasida; Naegleriidae.
AUGCAAACAUUGCAAGAAAUUCCCAAACUCUCUCAAAUCCUCUCUGAAUGUAACGAAAUAAAGGAACGCGGAAAUGCUCAUUUCAAAUCUCGGAAUUUGGAGUUGGCUGAAAAGGAAUAUCAACAAGCGUUAAGUCGUUUAACUGUGUUUAUACGAGAAUAUUACAAGUCUAUCGGGAGUACAAGUAGUCAGACUACAGAUCAAGCAGAACCAAAAAACGAACAACAAGAAAAUAAUAGUGCCGAUAAAACACAGAAUGAGGAGCAAUCAUUGAAUAAUAACCCUACAAUUGAACAAACACUCGAUAUGGAUCGCAACAAUAUUUCUAAAGAAGAUGAUGUGUUACUUACUGAGAAGGAAAGUAUUGAAUUGUUAGCAAAAAAUUUAAAUGUAUUCGAGGAUGUCAGCAACAAAAGCAAUGAAGUGAAAGCUCUACUUGUUGUACUUUAUUCAAAUUUAGCCUUGACGUACUAUCAAUUAAGCCUGUACUCUCGAAGUUUGGAAUAUUGCACCAUUAUUUUGGAUUACCUCGAUCAAAAUCAUUACAAAUCACUGUAUAAGAGAUCACAAUGUUUUGAACAAGUCAACAAUUUUCAGUCGAGUUAUCAAGACAUGAAAAAGCUCAAUGAAAUGGUCAUGGAGCGAAAAAACAAAUCAUCGGCUUGUACUUCAGAAAAUAUAAUUCCUGAGGCAAUGGCCAAGAAAAUACUCGAAGAGACCGAGAGAUUAAGAAAAAAAGCAGAAGAGGAGCAGAAAAAACAACUCGAUGACAUGUUAGGUCAACUGAAAGAUGUUGGUAAUCAAUUACUUGGAGCUUUUGGACUUAGUUUGGACAAUUUUUCACUUAACAAAGAUCCCAACUCGGGUGGAUAUUCCAUCUCCAUGAAAAAGUGA